Molecule: messenger RNA, 3720 nt
Organism: Chiroxiphia lanceolata (lance-tailed manakin)
Lineage: Eukaryota; Metazoa; Chordata; Aves; Passeriformes; Pipridae
Gene: ESCO1
Product: establishment of sister chromatid cohesion N-acetyltransferase 1
Exons: 12
Coding region: 311-2872 (853 amino acids)
Biological process (GO): mitotic sister chromatid cohesion
Cellular component (GO): chromatin; nucleus
Molecular function (GO): protein-lysine-acetyltransferase activity
Source: RefSeq, a predicted model, not a curated record
GCGCUGGCCGCGGGAGCUCCUGGCCGGGGCUACGGUCUCCCCGCCAGGCCCUGCCCCAGGAGGGUGUCACGGCGGGGCACUGGGGCGGAUGACACCGGGCCACGCUUGGAGGCCUUCCCUGCCUUUCCCUUCCCGUCCCCCCGAGUUCUGCCUUGGCCGUCAGCCGGGACGGCUCAGGUGCGAGACCCCCGCGCCCUGUCCAGCAGGUGGCAUGAAACAUCUUGUUUGUAAGCAUAUGCAUAAGGAAUGCUCUUGGCACACCUUGAUAAGUUACUUUGGCCUAAACAUCAAUUGCUUCUUUUAAAAACAAAUGGCAGCUCAGAAAAGGAAGUCUACAUUAGUAGAGCCUUCUGCUAAACGUCCAAAGCUGGACAAGAACAGCAAACAGUCAUCAGCAAAGAAGGAAAAGGAGGUGUCAGAUACAAAACAUGGCUCAAAUAAGUCAAAGCCUAAUCAGUGUGCAGUGCAGGAGAAAACUGUCCUCAAAACCUCUGUCAAAUCAAACAGUGAUAACACCAAUGAACCUGAACUAGGAAUGCGCAUGACUACAAGGUCGUCAGCAUUCAACUCAGAUAAUAAAACAAUACCUGGCAAAACAGUCCAGCAGCAGCAGCCUAAAUCUGCAAAAAAUAAGGAGGCAUGCCAGAAAAAAUCUGUGCAAGAAGUUUCGAAGUCAAAAUGCAUAAUUGCGCCAAAUGAGCCAGUAAUGAGGAGAUCACAGAGACUGCAGCAGUUAACACAUGUACAUGUUCCAGCAAGAUCCCUGCGCAACAGAGAAGUUAAAGAAGAAAAAGCUUUGGAAGUUAAGCACAGUAGCCAGGCAAAAAGAAACAGUCACAGUGUUCCAGCAAAAGCACUUAAAUCUGCUGGAGAGAAAACGGAACAGAAAAACACAAAGAUAAAGCCAAAAAAUACUAAUGAGAAUAAAGAAAUACAUGUAGAGGUGACCAGCUCUCUGAAAGAGAAGAAAUGUAAAGCAGACAAUAAAAAGGAUAGUUCCAAUAGCUUUCAACGCAGUCUUCAAGGGUCCUCAUUAUGUCCUGACGAGAGUCUUGAGGAAGUUAAGAAAGACCAAACAGGCCCUGUGUCUCCUAAUCCUAGCAACACAAAGAAAGUGGAAACUGAUUCUCUUAAGCCAAAUUCUAAGACAGUGUCUAAGGAAAAGCAGCAAACGCAUCAGAACAUAAAACCCCAUACAAAACCAAAAAAUACUUCACAGCCAUCUGUAAGUGAAACGAGUGCGGCCGAUCAACCAGAGAACGAUGUGAAAUCCAAAAGGGUGAGCAUCCUUGAACUUUGUGAAGAAAUUGCAGGUGAGAUUGAGUCAGAUACAGUAGAAGUGAAAAAAGAUUCCCCUAAUGCCGAGGAUAGCAAAACAGAAGAAAAGCAGGAUGACCUGCAGUUACAACAAAGUGAAAUGCUUGCUCAGAAAGAACCUAGUCAAAGUACUCAGUGCAAACGUUUUUUCCCUAGCAAAAAAGGAAUGCCCGUCAAAUGUACUCUGAAUGGUAGAAAUAACUCCUCAAACAAAAACUCUAAAUGGACCAAAAUUAAGUUGCUGAAAGCUAGUAAUAUGAAGCAAAGCAACUCAAACUCUGCAAAUGCCCCCAAGGUUGCUUUCUUAAAAGAUUUCCCUGAAGUUUCAGAGGCAAGUCAAAUAGCUACAGAAGCAGAGCUUUCGAAGGCACAAAGCAAGCUGUCAGCAAGACUCUCUGAGAAUGAAAAUACAACUUGUGUGCAGGAGAAAUCAGAUCCUUCAGCUGAAAGAGCUGGAGUUAAAGAAGUGACGUUAGAAACAAAACAGCCCACGAGGAAAGGUGCAGAAAAUGGUUUGUUGCCUAAUUUGACAAAACAUGUCUGUGAGCCAAGACCAGAUGAGAACUUUCGAUUACACUUGGAAUCAAGUCCAGAAAGUUCUCCAGUAAAGUGUGUUACAGCUCCUACACCACCAAAACAAGUUAAAAAAGAACCCAGAGAAAGUGAACCUCAAGAUUUGGCUCCCACGCAGUUGACGCAAACUUCAUCUACAAAUCAAGCUUCUGAAACUGAGAACAGGGUUCCAUUGUCAAAUCCUUCAUUAGCAUCCAAAUGCAGUAACUUACCAUCUUCUGAGGAACAUAUUCAGAAGCUAAAAGAAGCAGGAAAAGAUGGUGAUAAGCAGCUGAUCACAGAUGGAGGACAGAAGAGAUUUGGUGCUAUUUCCUGUAAUAUUUGUGGAAUGCUUUACACCGUGUCAAAUCCAGAGGAUGAAACCCAACACCUGUUGUUUCAUAACCAGUUCAUAAGUGCUGUUAGAUAUGUGGGUUGGAAAAAGGAGAGAAUUUUGGCUGAAUAUCCUGAUGGAAAGAUAAUAAUGGUUCUUCCUGAUGACCCAAAGUAUGCACUUAAAAAGGUUGAAGAAAUUAGAGAAAUGGUAGACAAUGACUUGGGAUUUCAGCAAGCUCCACUCAUGUGUUACUCUAGAACUAAAACUCUUCUUUUUAUUUCUAAUGACAAAAAAGUUAUCGGCUGUUUAAUUGCAGAACAUAUCCAGUGGGGCUACAGAGUUAUAGAAGAGAAGGUUCCAGAAGUCAGUUCAGAAAAUGAGAAAGUCAUAUUUGAAAGACAGAAAGCAUGGUGCUGUUCAACCUCUCCAGAGCCUGCUAUUUGUGGGAUUAGUCGAAUAUGGGUAUUCAGCAUGAUGCGUCGAAAGAAGAUCGCUUCUCGGAUGAUAGAGUGUCUUAGGAGCAACUUCAUAUAUGGUUCAUACUUAAGUAAGGAAGAAAUCGCUUUCUCUGACCCCACUCCCGAUGGAAAACUCUUUGCAACACAGUACUGUGGCACCGGCCAGUUCCUGGUAUACAACUUCCUCAAUGGACAGCACCAGACUUAACUGCUCUGAAGGAAUUCCAUUUUUGUUGGGAGACUUCUGCCAAACCGCGCUGAGUGGGUGCAGACUUUCAGCAGAAGCCAGGGCCAUUUUUAUUACAGUGAACUCAGGACUGGUAACAACCGAAAGGUUGUACUAUUUUAUUAAAAUUGUAAACAAUGCAGUAAUAGGCUAACUUUGUUUUUUUAAAAGAAAGAUAUUUUAUUAACUUUUACAGAAGUUUGAUUGUAUUUUAUCUAGUUAGUCAUGUUUACAUGCAGCAGAAAAUUGUUCAUAGUGGACUGUAAACUAAUGCAAAGACUCUAGUCUCGCUGAUGAGUACAUGCUGAAGUUCUUAAUGAGGUGAUAUACCAGUGCUUCCUGGUACUGUAACUGGUCUCCUGCCCCAGCUCCCGCAGCCAGGGGAGCCGCUACUCGUUGCUUGUUUGACAGAGCUCAAGGCUGUGCCCAGUUGCAUUGAGGCAAGAAGCGCUACGGUGCAGUCGUGGUGGGCAUCAACCCUCACGGACUGCACGGUGGCUUCUGGGGUGCAUCCUGUACCCUGCUGGAUGCCAGGGCACCUGCUUGGUGUCAGCAGCAUCAGAAUCUUGUGCCCUCUGUCCGCUUCUCCCCCAGACUAGUUGUGGAGUAAAAGGUGGAAUGAAAACCCCAAGGACUGGUGUACUCGUCAUUCUUCAAGUACUGUACUGAGUAUAUACCUUUGUUAGUGGACUUCACUUUGAUACUUGUCACUCCUUCAGAAAUCUCUCUUUUAAAGGGUUUGUAUGUUGAAAAACUGCUGUGGCCUUUCUUGAUCUGUACAUAAUGUAGAUAGAUUAAAAAUAAAAUACUUGAUAGCUUUUUUAAAGUUA